This is a messenger RNA of Echinops telfairi (small Madagascar hedgehog), 1682 nucleotides long. It is a transcript of the gene ALG1, whose product is annotated as ALG1 chitobiosyldiphosphodolichol beta-mannosyltransferase. Gene Ontology annotation, molecular function: mannosyltransferase activity. NCBI's taxonomy places the organism in Eukaryota, Metazoa, Chordata, Mammalia, Afrosoricida, Tenrecidae. The transcript is spliced from 12 exons. The record is from RefSeq and is a predicted model, not a curated record. The coding region runs from base 1 to 1320 and encodes 439 amino acids. Gene Ontology annotation, cellular component: endoplasmic reticulum.
AUGGCUGCGCCCUGCGAGACUCUCCUGCAGCUGCUGCUGCCGCCGUUGGCGGUGCUGCUGCUGUGCGCAUGGAAGCGCUGGCGGCGGCGGGCCGCGGUCGGGCACGUGGCCGUCGUGGUGCUGGGGGACUUGGGCCGCAGCCCCCGCAUGCAGUACCACGCGCAGUCGCUGGCCCGGUGCGGCUUCUCGGUGACUUUCCUGGGGUUUUACAACUCUAAACUCCGUGGUGAGCUCCUGGAGAAUGACAAAAUUGCGAUUGUGGGGUUGGCAGAACUUGGCACACCUGCAGUUGGGCCCCGAGUUCUGCAGUAUGGAGUCAAAGUUGUUGUGCAGGCGCUGCAGCUGAUGUGGGCAUUUGUAAAGUUGGAGCCCGUAGACUACAUUUUCCUCCAGAACCCCCCAGGCCUGCCUGCCAUCGCCGUCUGCUGGCUCACGUGCUGCCUCUUUGGGGGCAAGCUCGUUGUCGACUGGCACAACUACGGCUACUCCAUCAUGGGGCUGGCGCACGGCCCUGCCCACCCCCUUGUUCUGCUGGCCAAGUGGUACGAGAAGCUUUGUGGACGCCUGUCACACCUGAACUUGUGUGUGACCCACACGAUGAGGGAAGACCUGGCUCAGAACUGGAGCAUCAGGGCUGUGGCCGUCCAUGACAGGCCGGCCUCCUUCUUCAGAGAGACCCCCCUGGACCAGCAGCACCGGCUCUUUGUGAAGAUGGCCAGUGUCCACCCUGCCUUCAGGCCCCGCGCCUCCACCUCGGACCCGGCCACGGGGCAGUCCGCCUUCACGGAGCGGGACGCAAGCAGCGGGCUGGUGACGCCACGGCAGGGGCGGCCGGCCCUGCUGGUCAGCAGUACAAGCUGGACAGAAGACGAAGACUUCUCCAUCCUGCUGGACGCUUUGGAAGCGUAUGAACAGCUGAUCGAUGGCGGAGAAAGCCUCCCUGCUCUGGUCUGUGCGAUCACAGGCAAAGGGCCGCUGAAGGAACACUACAGCCACCUCAUUGACCACAAGCGUUUCCAGCACAUCAGCGUCUGCACCCCGUGGCUGGAGGCCGAGGACUACCCCCUGCUUCUGGGUGCUGCAGACCUGGGCGUGUGCCUGCACAAGUCUUCCAGUGGCCUGGACUUGCCCAUGAAGGUCGUGGACAUGUUCGGGUGCUGCCUGCCUGUGUGCGCUGUGAAUUUUCGGUGCUUGCACGAGCUUGUGAAACACGGGGAGAAUGGCUUGGUGUUCCAGGACUCUGAAGAGCUGGCAGCUCAGCUGAAGGUAGCCGUAGUCGCCGGCCUCAGAGGGGGCCGUCUCACGGGUCGGGUGGAGUAGAUGCAGGGCUGGAUGAUGGCUGGUCAGCUCCUUUGCUGCUCCCUCUCCUGCUCCGUGAACGUGGGAGGCACACCCGCCUUCCCCUACGGUGUGGGUUGUGUUGGGCUGGGACAGAACCCAAGCCUCAGGCGCCCUGAGGUCGGCCUGGACAGUGUCCAUGACAACACCUCCCUGUAACAGUCUAACCCACGGGAGUGGCUGUGUGCCAAUAAGACUUUAUGUACAGACACAGGCGGUAGGUUGGGUUGGGCUGCAGGGGCCACAUUGUGGCUCCAAUGGUGACGCUCUGGCAGAGACAAGGAGACAGAGGGAGUGGCCUGCUCCCACGGGUUAGCGAGGGAGCGCUGAGUGCAGGCAGGGUG